AUGGCCUCGCUUUCAUCACCACCGCCACACCUCGCCCACUGCACACCCUACUGCACCUCCGAUCCCGUCCUCGGACACGUCCUCGUGUUCUUCAAUCCACACUCCUCCUCUUCCCCCGCUUCUGUAUCUCGCAUAGAGGCUCAUAUGCUUACUUGCGCUGGCCUGCAAUCGUACUCGAAGCUUACAUUAUCCCCUUCGUCCCCGCUCUACGCUGCCGUGAACCACCUCCCACCCCAAAAGCAGAACCAGGAAGUUUACAGAGGCCUUGCCAUCGCCGUGCUAAAGUACUUCUCCGAGCUUCCCAAAACCGUAAAGGAAACAAUCCUCAAGAGCAAAAAGAACAAUGUCCUGCCGAGCGGGGAAGCCCAAGCCGUCGCUUUCGACGAGAUGCAUGCUGGGGACCUGGCUGCGCGCCUGAAGGAAUUGGAGUUGGAAAGUUUGCUUGGGGACCUCAAUUCCGCUUUGGCGGAGCGCUUCUUGACAUGGCUGGACGUUGACCUUGUGCUUCGCUCGCCUGCCAACGUGGAGUCUGAUGCCGUUCCGGAGGCGGCUGAAAAGUUGCUGGAAUUGUUUGGCGUGCCUACACAUCUGCCCUUCACGAAACUAAAGCGCGCGCAGAGUAGGCCGGCAUCCGCCAGGCCGAGGCCCCUAAAGGAUUCUGCUGAGGGGAUCGAGCGUGAACUGGAACAAUUGCGCAUUACGGAGGCUAGCUAUGUUGGGAAAUUGCAAGACCUUUUGGUCAAUUUGGUCAGGCCACUCAGGAGUCGCGCUUCACAAAGGAAAGGCGAUGGUGGAUUCCCUAAUGGGAGGGAUUUGGAAGCAUUGUUUCCACCUUCGCUAGAUAGAAUACUUGAGCUUAACAUGGCCUUUCUCCAGGAAGUCGAAAAAGGUGGGCUCCCGGAUGUCGCCGAUUGCUGCUUGAGGAGGUUCCCCGAUUUCAAGGAAUCCUACGAGGAAUAUAUCCAGGCUAGCUCCGAAUUUCCCCAGCUGCUUGCCAAAUUUGCCAGGGAUAGGCACUCCUCCUUCUCCAAGAGAAUCCAACUAGCCGGAGAGCAGAAAUUGAGGUCAAUGAUAAUCGAGCCUGUGCAGAGGUUACCGAGAUAUACCCUCCUGAUUGAUAGCAUCAUCGGUUUGCUUGCAUUCGACGAUCCUUCCCUGCCAAAGCUUGUCGAUGCACGCGAGAUAAUCACCGAAAUAUGUUCCCUCCAAUCUUCCGAUAAGGAUGAGCGCUCAAAAACUACAAAGCGUUUGCAAUCCAUCGUGGUUUCCUGGCCACCCUCACUUCGACUUCCCGGGCGACUGAUUACAGCAUUUGACUUCUUGGACGUAUUGCCGCCAUUCAAUGACAAGACCUCCGAAGCUAUCCCUUCCACAAUAUUGCUCUUCCCCGACCGCCUGCUUAUCCUGCGGAGACCGAAGUAUACGUCCAUGCAGGCAAGAGCCAUAAUGGCUGAAGUGGACAAACCCGGGGGAGGAGGAGGUAUGAGCAAUUACGGCAGCGGUACUAAGCGGGAGGGCCUAGGUUGUGACCUGCAGUUUGCUGGUUGGGCGGACUUGGCCGAUGUUAAAUUUGCCGAGAGUGAUAAGGGGGAUGUUAUUUGGAUGACACUUGCCCGAGACUUGAGAGAUAGCUGGGACGUGAGGGCAGGCGGGAUGGGGAUCAGAAGGCUCAGGCUUCUCAACGCUUAUGAGGGACGAGCGACCAAGUUAACCGAAGACAUUGUGAAGGCUAGGCUCGAGGGGCGCGUAUUAAACGGUAGGAAAGGCCUUGUAGGUUUGAGAGAGGCUAAGGUGGAAGGCCUGGGAUUGUGGGCUUGUGCCUGGGGGAAUGAAGAUAGAUAUGCGACCGAGGGCAAGAAGGGGAGUGUGGUUGUAUACAUUGACAAUGGCGGUGGCGGCCCUGAGAGCCCGGGGAAGACCGGGAGGGAGUUGGCAGCGGAUGUAGGGAAGGGCGGUGUCGAUAUAGCUGUUAACGUCGAGGCCAUCAUGGGCAGCAAACUGAGGGUGGAGUUCCGCAGCUGGAACGAGUAUUCCUCAACCGAUACUGUUUCUCGCGAAGAGUUCCUUGCCGUGUUCACGAAGCGCCUGUCCUCAAUCGUCAGACUCCACUCUCUACCUCAGCAUCCUCCUCUGACCGCAGCCUUGAUGUCGGCAAACAGAAAGCUGCUACGGUCCCUGGGUGUCCCAUUUGAUGGUGAAAGUAGGUUUAGUAAGCUCAGACCUCCCAGUCCUGUUAAGCUUCUUUCCUCCGUAUUCGGAAGUAGCAACAGCAAUAGCCCGGGCACCCCCGGAAGCCCGAGCAAAUCUAGGCAAUUGAUGGAUAGAACUCAGAGCCAAAUUCUGCCGCCCAAGAUGCUGGACCGUAGUUCGGCGAUGCUGCAAAAACGUUCGACGGUCCUGGGAAUAAUGGGAGACUGGAAUGGUGAGCCGGGUGAGGGCGACCUGGAGAUUAGCUUGCAGAGCAUAACUAUGCCUAGCGAGAGCCCAUUGAAAAGGCUAGAGGAGACCUUGGAGGCCUUUGUGAAAGCAUUAAAGAAGCUCUCAUCCGCCGAGCACUCGGACCUGAUGCCUCUCAGGAACAUGCAGGAUGUAGACGAUGCAGCGGUAGAGGGGUUCCUAGGUAUGAUGCUCACAGAUCCGAAAGCCGCGAGGGGUGAGAGGAGGAUGGGUGUCGAUAUCGUCUUUGACGCUUUCAGGAGGUUCCUGAGGAGGGAAUGGAAGGAUGGGAUGGGGAGUGUCAUCGACGGCAAAGGACUUGCUGAGCUCCGCUCCAAGAGCGAUACCCUCUAUCCCGGUGAUUUCGAGGAUUUUUUCAAAAUCUUCGUCCUCGACUGGGCUCCUCAGAAUAAGCGAGCUUUUAAGACGCUGAUCCUGUUGUUAAAGAGCAUGCAGAACAGGGUCGAGAACCCCGACGAUAAAGGCCUUUUGACUAAAGCUUUCACUGAACUAUUGGUCGAGGAUGAAGACCCCUUAGAGUUCAUGCCCCUUGUGGACAGACUAGUCGAGGAGGCAGACAAUCUCUUUAGCGGUAAAAAUGUCACCCCCCACUCAAGACCUGGGCUUGAAGCUGACAGGGCGGUAGAACCACUGGUAAUAAACAACGGGGAAUUCACUCUCCCCAACGGGAAUGCAGUACUCAGGAGAAAUAAAUCUAUUCACGCCGCCUCGAACUAUUCCACCGCAUCCUUAAGGAAGCGGUUUGGCUUAACUCAUACCUCCUCCGCCCGUGAUCCAAUCAGGGGAGAACACCAUGGCGAUUCGGCAAAGAGUGGCUCUGUCUGGAGGACUUUGAGCAAGAAUUCCCGCAGAGAAGAAUCGCAGAAGGGUCAUAUCUCGAGGUCGAAAUCGACAGACUAUGACGCCAGAACAUACCACUUUCCCAAGAGGCCGACAUCUCAGGACCGCCCAACAGCAUUUUCCACCUUUACGCCCCUUCCACCUUCACCCUCAUCGCCAAUGCGUCCACUUUCCGCCGCCUCUGGGCCUACCCACCUUACCGGUGGCAAGCCUCUGCCACCCGAGCCUGCCGUCCGAAAGAAGAGAAGAAGCUCCUUGAGCGAUUUGACCACCCAUCGGGACUACCAGCAGAUUUUGCCGGCCCGAGCAAGCCCCGAUCUCGAGAAGACGACAACCCCCACAAAGUCCGGCAUCAGCGGGCUCAAAGACAUGGAGAAUUACAGGGCGGCAGAGAGUCCGAGUCCUUCCCAACUACCAAAACCGGUUGGGGGUGGGGCUCCGGGCCGAAGAAUGAGCAAAGACAGAAGCGAGAUACCCGUCAGAAAAUCUCUUGGCAUGUCUGGCUCGCCCGGACCCCAAAGGUUAAAGAUGCAAAGCACCCAGAAACUGAGAGAGCGCCUUCAAAACGAGAAGCAGGCGAUCACCAUGGUUGACCAGAGCCUUCAGUGUGAAAUUGAUAAGAUCGGUGAAGAGCUGAGUCUCGCGACCAGGGUUUCGUCCCGUGGGGUCAAGGAACUCACGACCCGUCUCGAGCAGGUGGAAGCGCGUCUCCCUCAGAUCAACGAGCUCAAUGGCAAGUACGAGACGCUCAAGAAAAGCUCUGAUACGGUGCUAGCCAAGAAAGACAGAGAGUUGGAGGUCCUGGACAAGGACUUCAACGACUGCUUGAAUGAGAAUGACGUCAUGUUUGAGAAGUUCAAUGAAGAGCUGGUCAAAAUAUCUAGCGGUCUCAAGGCCGGGAGAGAUGUCGAACUGUUGAAGAUUUUGCAAGAAGUGAGGGCCGAGCAAGCGAAAUUAAAGAGGGAAAAUAUGUAAGUGCUGUAUUCUCCGGCUUAUGCACCCCCAUAUCGAACCGCACUAACGGAGAAUCAAGGAAACUGAGGAGGGAGAACAAUUCGUUGAGGGCGCAGCUGGGGGAUAAUUGAUUAUCAUUAUUUUCGCAUAGAUAGCACGGCCGGUGACGUUUCCCUAUUUUAUUACGGGUAUUGGGGGGGUUUUUUUUCGUUCUUUUUUUCCUUCGGUCUUCCUUUCCCGGCUUUCCAUGUUUUUCCCAAGCAUAGGCGUUACAUUUUGAUAUCCUUGCGUGAACGGUUUAUAUCCUCUUUAGCUGUGGGUAUUAGUGUUUCUUUUCAUUGACUCUGUGUACCAUAUGAUAGUAUGCUUUCUGUGUACUCGUAAAGGGGCGUUCAUGAGGUAGUAGCGAUAGAUAUCACGAAGGACGCGUCAUUAAGGCAUUACUUGUAGUGUAGUUCUCGUGCUCUUAAAAUCUUGUGAUGGGCGCAG
This is a messenger RNA of Tuber aestivum (summer truffle), 4740 nucleotides long. Lineage: Eukaryota; Fungi; Ascomycota; Pezizomycetes; Pezizales; Tuberaceae. The record is from the annotation of a GenBank genome assembly.